CGCCAAAGACAUGAUCCUCAUCGUAGACGGGAUGAAUUACAUCAAGGAUUUCAGGUAUCAACUGUAUUGCAAGGCCCGAGAGGUUGGAGUAAGGGUCGCUACGGUCUACGUACUUGCCACGCCUGAUCAAUGUCGGAAAUGGAACGAUGAACCAGGAGAUGGCAAGGAAUAUAAACCUCAAACAGCCCUCAUUCAUGGUCCGCUGGGACGCUCCACUCUUUACCAUCCCCUGGGAUGACCCAACACGCCCACUCGAAUGCAUAUAAGAUGCAGUCACAACUGGCAUCGUCAAACCUCCAAACGUCGGCACCCAGAUCACGCCAAAAGCACACACAGACGCCCUCCGCACUCUGGAGCAUACGACAAACGCAC
Suillus plorans is the source of this 372-nucleotide messenger RNA. Its product is annotated as chromatin associated protein KTI12-domain-containing protein. NCBI's taxonomy places the organism in Eukaryota, Fungi, Basidiomycota, Agaricomycetes, Boletales, Suillaceae. Bases 11 to 238 code for a protein of 75 amino acids. The record is from RefSeq and is a predicted model, not a curated record. The transcript is spliced from 3 exons.